AUGUAUUUCUGUAUUCCUUUCUUUCACUCUUUCUUUCUUUGUUCUUUCUUUCUUUCAUUCAUUCAUUUUUUCAUUCUUCCCUUCAUUUUUGAUGCUGCACCCAUUUUGUACAUCUCAAAUCGUCUUCUUCUUCUUCUUCUUCUUCUUCUUCUUCUUCUUCUUCUUCUUCUUCUUCUUCUUCCAAACCCUCCAUUCUUAUAUUCUACAAUUGUACUCUUGUAUUCUUUUUCCCCUUCAUUUUUCAAAGAACUUUUUUAUGAUCAUUUCCUUUUUUUCUCUACACUUUAUGAUAAUUUUAUAUUGUAUUUCUUUUUUUCCAUUUUUCUGUCUUUCCUCUUCCCCGCAUACGUCUUUUGUGCUUAUCUCUUUCUUUCUUUCUUUCUUUCUUUCUUUCUUUCUUUCUUUCUUUCUUUCUUUCCCCGACUUUUUUUCUUACUUUUCUUAACUAUAAUCAUUUUAUUAUUUCUUUCUUUCCAUUUUAUUUUUUCUAUCGUUCAUCCAUUUGAUUUUAACGUUUCUUUCUUCCUUUCUUUCUUUCUUUCAUUCUUUCUUUCAAACGCAUCCAUUUCAUAUUAUCGUUUCAUUCAUUCAUUCAUUCGUUUAUUCAUUCUUUCUUUCUUUCAAACACAACCAUUUAAUUUUAUCAUUUCUUUCUUUUUUUUUUUAAACAGUGCCAUUUUAUUGUUUCUGACGUUUUUCUAUCCUCUUUCUUUCCUUUUUUUCUUUCUUCAAACACAUUUUAUUUCAUCAUUUCUUUCUUUUUUUAUUUAUUUCUUUCUUAAACAGAACCAUUCGGUUUCUCUCGUUUUCCUUUCUAUCUUCUUUCACGCACAACCAUUUUAUUUCAUAAUUUCUUUCAUUCCUUCUUUCUUUCUUUUCUCUUCACCUAACAAGCUGCUGGAAUAUUCCCACCUUUUUUUUUCCCCUUCUCCCGCCAUUUUUCAUGCGCCCAAAGCCUACAACGCUAUUGCUUGGAUGGCCGAUUUGCCGAAAGACAUUACCCAAUCAGAACGCUACGGCGUCCCAAAAAAUGCUGCGCCUCUCCUUGCUUGCCGGCUGCCGGUUGUCGACUCAGCAGGUCAAGAGGCCCGGACGGUUUUCAAUGUUGAUAUUUUGCUGAUUGACGAAACUGCAUUUCGUAAUAUUUCCUUCUCGCUCUUUCCUUCCAUUUCUAUAGUAAAGGAAACAUCUAUCUAUCUAUCUAUCUAUCUAUGUCAAUUUACACAAACAUAUCUAUCUGUUAAUUUGCGUAAUUUAAACGAUAAUCUAUCUAUCUAUCUAUCUAUCUAUCUAUCUAUCUAUCUAUCUAUCUAUGUGUUUUUCUUAUUAAACCAUAUGCAAAAAUUCUUAACUGAGAUGAAUCACUCUGCUUCUCUUCAUAUUUGCUUCUUAAGAAAUCUUCAGGAAGAUUUUGCUCCGGGGCUGUAA
Messenger RNA from Acanthosepion pharaonis, 1428 nucleotides. Lineage: Eukaryota; Metazoa; Mollusca; Cephalopoda; Sepiida; Sepiidae. The record is from the annotation of a GenBank genome assembly.